UAACUAUUUUUAACCCAAGCAAACGAACUUCGACGUAAUUUGUAUCUCUAUUAUGGCGGACGUACCAACACCUGAUCAACCCUUAUCGACAGAUGCACCGACUGUUGUGCUCGAUUCAAAUCAAACCGAUGCAGAAAAUCAGCAAGCUGUUGCGCCUGAGGAGCAAAAUUUGGCUGAGGAAAGAGAGUUAAUGCCGGUUGAGCCGUCUUCUGCGACAAAAACAGAAGAGUAUUUACCCUCUCUUGAUCCAUCAACCAGUACAGAUGUUGUACCAGAAAACAUAGCAUCCACUGAUGUCAGAAUAGAAGGAGGAGAAACAAUGAAUGUGGCUGAACAUGAAACUUCCAACGACAUUGACAAAUCACCAAAUGAACAAAAUAUAAAUGAAACCAAUUCUGGCAGUAUUGAUAAUCAAGUCCCAGAACCUGACAUUACUCAAUCUUUAUACCCUUCGUUUGAAUCUAUGGAACAGAAUCAGAAAGAAGAACCGAUAAAUGAAUUGGUAAAUGCUAAUGAAAGUAAAACGAAAACUGCAGAAGGAAAUAAUGAUAGUAAUGCCGACUUUUUGGAAAAUAAUUCUACAGAAAAAGACAUUGUUGGAGAAAGAUUACACAAAGACGAACCAAUUGACACGCAAGCAGAACCAACCGAAAGCGUAACGAUAGACGUAAACGAACAAAUAGUCCAAGCACAUGUUGAAAAACCACCCGAAUACGUUGAACCACCAUCGGAAAAAGAAGAAACACCGGAAUCGAGCAAACAACAUUUAGCUGCAGAAAGUUCCGGGGACAACGCUGAUCAAGACACGGAGAUACAAGAACAACCUGCGUCAGAAUCGUCUCCCUCAGUUGCACAACAGGAACAGGAAACCGAACCUUCAGAAAGCAAUGAAAUAAGGAUACGAGUCGAUUAUGAAAUGAAGCCAUUGCAAGACUUGACGCGGGAAGAAAUGGAGAAAGUGAUGUUGAAAAAUAUUAAAAAGCGACGUCAAUGGGUGAUCGUUGCCACAUUACUUGGAGUUUGUGCUUUAGCUCUUGCUUGCACGACAGCUGUGCUUGCAUUCAAUUUGAGCGAACUGAAGGAUGCUUGUGGAGAUCCGAACAAUUUUUGAG
This is a messenger RNA of Styela clava, 1112 nucleotides long. RefSeq lists its product as uncharacterized. The record is from RefSeq and is a predicted model, not a curated record. Lineage: Eukaryota; Metazoa; Chordata; Ascidiacea; Stolidobranchia; Styelidae.